AUGAAGGUCUCUGUGGCUGCUCUCGCCGUUCUCAUCGCCGCCUUCUGCUACCAGACCUCUGCUGCGCCGAUUGGGUCCGACCCACCGACCUCCUGCUGCUUCACCUACAUCGCCCGGCAGCUGCCCCGCAGCUUUGUGGUGGAGUACUACGAGACCAACAGCCUGUGCUCCCAGCCCGCCGUCGUGUUUGUCACGAAGAAGGGCCGUGAAGUCUGUGCCAACCCUGAGCAGGACUGGGUCCAGCAGUACGUGAACGACCUGGAGCUGAACUGA
Messenger RNA from Nipponia nippon (crested ibis), 273 nucleotides. Its product is annotated as C-C motif chemokine 4 homolog. Gene Ontology annotation, cellular component: extracellular region. Lineage: Eukaryota; Metazoa; Chordata; Aves; Pelecaniformes; Threskiornithidae. Gene Ontology annotation, biological process: inflammatory response; eosinophil chemotaxis; positive regulation of GTPase activity. The record is from RefSeq and is a predicted model, not a curated record. Gene Ontology annotation, molecular function: CCR chemokine receptor binding; chemokine activity.